Molecule: messenger RNA, 2980 nt
Organism: Paramormyrops kingsleyae
Lineage: Eukaryota; Metazoa; Chordata; Actinopteri; Osteoglossiformes; Mormyridae
Product: stomatin-like
Biological process (GO): termination of RNA polymerase I transcription
Cellular component (GO): plasma membrane; nucleolus
Molecular function (GO): chromatin binding
Source: RefSeq, a predicted model, not a curated record
UAUUCAGCUGUUAAGUUUAACUUGUGUAUUUUUCAGAUUAAUUAAUAGCACGUCGUGUGUCGACCCAAUAACUUUAAUAAAGGGGCAUUCAUUGGCUUGAAUAAGGUUAGGUUAGAAACCGGACAUGCUGUGUUUUAUUUCGCAGCGUUAUCUUCCCAGACAGCUAGAUGAGGUAGCCAGCUAAAUAGCUACGUAUUUUGCUAGUGAGGUAGCGUUACACAUGGUCGGAGUUAAGACGUUUUAGUGAGACUGCAGCAGUAAGCAGGGAAGAUGCUGGAGAAUGAAGCAAACCUGCAGGAAUAUCAAAACGGGAGGAAGAAGAAAAAGAAGAUGAUGGUGUCAGAGAGUGAUGGAUGUCUUAUGGAGAUAUCCUCAACAUCAACCGUAUCACUGGAACAGCUAAAUGAGGGUUUGGCUGCCAGCUCAGAAACGCAGGCGGGGAAGGAGAAACAUGGAAAAAAGAAGCACAAGAAGAAAAUGGAGGGUGACAUUGCUGAAGUAUCUGCUGAGGUGUCUGUGUCUGAAUCUAUAACGGUAGGACAAGAAGAGGGAAGAAAAAGGAAAAGGCGGCGGAAACAGCAGGGAAAGGAGGAGGAGGAUGGUGCCCCUGUGGUUUCGGAGACAGAGGGGGCACUGGUGAAGGAAAGGAAGAAGAAGAAGAAGAAGAAACGGAGUGAGAUGAGUGACACUGCCGAACAUGCUUCAGAGGUUCCUGACAGGGAGACUGUAGUUGCAGAAGAAAAAGUGAGAGAGAAAAAGAAGAAGAGACGGAAGGAUUCUGAAAUGGAGCAGGACAACAAUACAAUGGGUGCAGAAGAAAUGGUGAAGAAGAACAACAACAACAAGAAAAAGCACUUUGAGAGGGAGGAAAACGGCGCUGGGGAAAGUUCCAGUAUGAUACCGUCAGAUGAUCUAAAGGAGCAAGGGACGCAAUAUAAGCUUAACAGUAAAACACAGAAACUGACCACUGCUUAUGCUGUAGAGAUGGACCUUGAGGGUGAGGAGGAGAACAUCUCCGUCAGUGCACAGAACUUCAUGGAUGCUAGCAUGCGGAAAUGCAUUGAAGAGCUGAAAAAGUUUAUCCCUAAUGUGGAAACGAAAUCUCCUUCUGUUAUUAGCCACUUGGUAAAAUAUGACCUGUCGAGAUUCAAGAUAUUAAGUCAAGAAGGGGAAUCUUUUAAAAGUGGAAGAUUCAGCGCAGAGGAGAAUGAGAAAUUAUUUCGGAAUAUCAAGGACUUCCUGGCUCUCACAGGAAUAAGCAGUGCAGCCAAACUCUUCUUCACCAACCGCUACCCUGAGGAAGCAGCACAAAUAAGGAACAUGAAGAAAUUGCACAAAUUCCAUUCCCAAAUCGCUGUUGGUAUUUUCAGGUCUUGGCAUGAGAUCUAUUCCCGUGGAAGGAAGGUCUUUGAUGAAUUUAACUACAAGGGCAGGUAUACAGAAGAUGAACUAAAAAAACUGAAUAAAUUGCAGAACUUGUAUGGCAAUAACUGGAUGAAGAUUUCAGAACUGACUGGUCGUAGCAACAUUUCUUUGGAGAAGCGAUUUUCUCAAAUCGCACAUAAGAAAGGUGAGUGGACAGUGUCAGAGCAGAAGAAACUGAUGAGGAUUAUCAAAGAAUACAUGGUGACACAGGUGGAGCCUAAAGAUGGCCCCUCUGGGCUCACGAUAAGGAAGGAGAAGCUGUACAGCAACGUGCCCUGGAAGAGCGUGUCUGAAGGCAUGGAGACUCGAAGCUGGGUUCAGUGUAGAGUGAAAUGGAUGGCAAUUCUGAAACAGAAGAUGACAUGUGGAGCUGAUGUUUAUAAAGGAAGAAAAUCGCUGCAGGCAAAGAUCAGGUUGAUCCGUGCGCUGUAUGAAAUGGAUGUUGAAGAUUCAUCAGAUGUGAAAUGGGAAGACCUCACAUUCACCAUUGGAGAUGUUCCUCCUGCCUACAUACAAGCAAAAUUCUACAAGCUGAAGGUCACACAAGUGCCACUGUGGCAAAGCAAGUCUUUUAGUGAUAUCAUUGACUUCCUGUACAAUAAAGUUCUACCUAAACUGGAAAAGGAUCUGAAGAAUUGUGAAGAAGAAUCUGUUCUCCCCAAAGACAUCUUCCGUCUGUCUCAGAUCUUUGAUGCUGAUUAAGAGUGAUAAACAGUCCAAGCUGCAGAAGAAUAAUGACCUUGUUAUCCUAGCUGAAUAAUGACCAUGUUAUCCUAGCUGAAUAAUGACCAUGUUAUCCUAGCUUUUUGGUUGUAAAAUGUGUUCUUUUGUAGCAGGUUCUUUUUUCAAUGACAGCCAUAUUUAAUAUUCCUGACCAUAUUGUAUGUACAUACUGCUUUUUCAACGGUAUUAUCUUUUUAUGUACUAUUUUUGCUGUAUCAAAAUACAUUUUAAGAAAAAAAAAACAAACGUGUGGAUAUUGAGGGUUGCCAGAAGGAACAUCUGUUGCACUGUGAAGUCAGCACGAACCUGUGCUUCACUCUCUCAGGUCCCUAUUUGCAUGCACGUCCUAAUUGUGCUUUUUGAAGAGCAGGCUUGUUCGUAUAACAAGGGCUGGGCGACUCAUGAACUGCAGAGAGCCACGCUAGAGAGGGGACAGUCUAAAAUUAUAUCAGUUUUGUUCAAUGGGCAUAAAGUUAAAUAUCUAUUCAAGAAAGUAUGUCAAAGAACUGCAAAGUGCCAAAACGCAUCUAAAGGCAUGUGAGCAACUGCACUAAUCGAGCCUAACAAACAGAGAGCUGAACUCUCUCAAAAAACACAAUAAUAGAUCAAGGAAGCCGGGCUUUUCAGUGAUUUGAUGAAUGCAAGUCGUUCUUCACUUGCCGAAGGUUUUUUUGACAUUUGAUUAAUGCUUUUUUGGUAAUGCUAGUUGAGGAGAAAAGUCAAUCUGGCAUUACACUGAAACGGUGGGCUAAUAAUAUCUAGUAGUAGGCUAAUUAAAGUAUCAGGUUAGUCUCCCCGAUAUCUUUUCAGAGGCCAGGAAUGCCCUACACAA